GCAGCACCACCCCGAAACCCUAGAGUGCACACUCCUACACUCUAGCUAGUACAACACUCAGCAGCAGCAGCAGCCAUGGAGGCGAGCAGCAAGAAGCUCCGGCCCUUCCUCCUCACCCUGCUGCUGCUGCUCUCCACCGCCGUGACGCCCAUCCUCUCCUGCGACUGCGACAAGCCCAAGGCCCCCAAGCCGUCGCACCCGCCCAAGACCAAGCCUUCAUACCCGUCGCCCAAGCCCAAGAACCCCAAGCCGCCCAAGGGCCCCACCUACCCGUCGCCGGUGAACCACCCGCCCAAGAGCCCCUCCUACCCGCCGGUCGUCGGCCCACCGGUCACUCGCCCGCCGGUGACAUACCCGCCGAUCCCCACGCCUCCAGUCGUCGGCCCGCCGAAGGGCCCCGUCACGCGCCCGCCAUUCGUCGGCCCACCGGUUACUCGCCCGCCGGUGACAUACCCGCCGAUCCCCACGCCUCCAGUCGUCGGCCCGCCGGUCACCUACCCGCCAAUCACCGGCCCUCCGACGACGCCCCCGGUCGUCGGUCCACCCGUCACGUACCCCCCGAUCACUGGGCCCCCGACGACGCCUCCGGUCACGUACCCGCCCGGCGGAGGCAGCACCACGCCUUGCCCUCCUCCACCACCGCCUGUGACCCCGACGCCGUCGUCGCCGACGUGCCCGGUGGACUCGCUGAAGAUCGGUGCGUGCGUGGACCUGCUGGGCGGGCUGGUGCACAUCGGCCUCGGCGACCCGGUGGUGAACAAGUGCUGCCCGCUGCUAGAGGGGCUGGUGGAGCUGGAGGCGGCCGUGUGCCUCUGCACCACCAUCAGGCUCAAGCUCCUCAACAUCAACAUCUACCUGCCCCUCGCGCUCCAGCUCCUCCUCACCUGCGGCAAGGCUCCACCGCCCGGCUACACCUGCACCGUCUGAUCAACCCAUCCAUGCAUGGAUGCAUGUAUGUACGUACCUACCCCCA
This is a messenger RNA of Phragmites australis (common reed), 973 nucleotides long. Its product is annotated as 36.4 kDa proline-rich protein-like. Bases 76 to 927 code for a protein of 283 amino acids. The transcript has a single exon. Lineage: Eukaryota; Viridiplantae; Streptophyta; Magnoliopsida; Poales; Poaceae. The record is from RefSeq and is a predicted model, not a curated record.